AUGGAAGAAGAGAGACGCGUUGUUGUUUCUCUGUCUUGGAGGUGUACCCGCCGCCGCCCCUGCGUCCAACUCGCAGCCACCAGCCGUCGCGAGCUUGCAUGGAGGCACCGUCGCUGCCGUCCAACUCCCGACCCUCUACUAUUCGCUGUUCGAGUUCUCCCUGCCUCUUCCCGAAGCCGCCACUCGCCCCUGCAAGCCCUCGCCGCUUCAUUCUCCGUCUCGAUUCCAAGGGAAGACCGCCACCAGGAGUGGUGGUGGAUUAGCCACGAUAGGAGAGGCUUGACGGAACCCCCAAACUCCACGAUCUCUGCCGCGGAUGGUGGUUCUGAUGGCGUGAGCACGCACCCUUGUUACAGGAGCACCAUGGGCUUCUCCCUUCCGUGCCGCGAAAGCGCCGACAUCGGCACUGCUCCUCGCAUCGUCAUCAGUGGCGGUUGUCCGCGGGUUCGGCGCCUCCCAAGGAAGAUACCGCCAAGCGUCCUCCCCUCCCACAUCUCGAUUUGGCUGCAAAUCUCCUGGGUGCGUCAUCGACGAAUCAAACCAAGAGCCGUAAGUGUAGAAUCGUUUGCCUCUGGAGCUGUUGAAUCAUUGUUGAGUGGUGAAAAAGUUGAGGUUGAUUUGGCUUGAAUCUGGCAUAUUGGAGGCCGUUGGAGUCGUUGAUGAUUUCGGAAGGUUGCACAAAUUUUGGUGCAGGUUGCCUGAAUAUCUGCAAGUAUCUUGGAUUGUUUAUUAUAAUCUGAAUUCAAGCAAUCUAAGCUAGUUUGAAUCUGAUUCCAAAUUGCGUCAUCAUAGGAAUUUGGCAUGGUGUUCAACGAGAGCACCAUUUGAUACGAAUUUGUAUCAAGAACUAGAAAGAAUUAGAGAUAAUCAGAGAGAAUAGAAGAGAAAUUCCUAGAAUUAGAGCCAAAGAGAGGAAGUAGAAUUUUCAAUUACAUUAUGCCUAUCCCACAUUAUUACAUUAUACUCUUAUUUAUAGUAUAGUUCUCUAAUUAGGCUAGUCUAAUAU
Arachis duranensis is the source of this 1006-nucleotide messenger RNA. RefSeq lists its product as uncharacterized. The transcript is spliced from 2 exons. Bases 1 to 627 code for a protein of 208 amino acids. NCBI's taxonomy places the organism in Eukaryota, Viridiplantae, Streptophyta, Magnoliopsida, Fabales, Fabaceae. The record is from RefSeq and is a predicted model, not a curated record.